This is a messenger RNA of Ziziphus jujuba (common jujube), 3986 nucleotides long. RefSeq names its product calcium-transporting ATPase 12, plasma membrane-type. Gene Ontology annotation, biological process: calcium ion transmembrane transport. Lineage: Eukaryota; Viridiplantae; Streptophyta; Magnoliopsida; Rosales; Rhamnaceae. Gene Ontology annotation, molecular function: ATP hydrolysis activity; ATP binding; P-type calcium transporter activity. The transcript has a single exon. Gene Ontology annotation, cellular component: intracellular membrane-bounded organelle; membrane. Bases 182 to 3346 code for a protein of 1054 amino acids. The record is from RefSeq and is a predicted model, not a curated record.
UUAACUUUAACGGGAGCGCAAUAUAAUAGACCGACAAACAAUUCUCCAUCUAUAAAAAGGACAAUGACUAACUUGGUUUAGAAUGAAGUUCUUUCCCAGCUGCCAUCUUCCCGGUUGAGAUUUAUUAUAUCAUCAAACCAAAAAAAAAAAAUAAAAGAAGAAAAGAAAAAAAGAAGAAAGAAUGGCAAGUAGCAGUGAUCAAUCACGCUAUGGCUGUAGCAUAUUGCUUCUUGAUAUCACGACCCUCACCAGAGCCCAGAAAAGAUGGCGCGUGGCAUACUUAAAAAUUUAUGCUACCCGACUAUUCAUGCUAUCAUCGCUUCCCAAAGAGAUUAUAUCAGUUUCACCCAAGAAUAUCACCAAGAUUUUGAGCUCUCAGCCUCCUCCUCAUUCCCCUCAGCCUUUCACCGCCCUCAACGUUAAACCAGACACCACUUUAACCAACGAUGAUCAAGAAGAUGGUGGUACUGGUUCUAUUCUAAAGAAGGUUGACCAUGAAGGACUCGUAGAAAUGGUGAAAGGCAAGAACUUGGAAACUCUACGUGGACUGGGUGGAGUAGGAAGCAUUGCCACCAGCCUCUCUAUCGAUCCCGAGAACGGAGUUCCCGAUGAUGGUCACGAAGUUAUCAAACGGCGCCAGAUUUUCGGACCAAAUAGUUACACAAAGCCUCCGCCGAAGAAUUUUUUUUACUUCGUCGCAGACGCUUUUAAAGACAUCACUAUUGUAAUCCUACUUGCCUGUGCUGCGCUUGCUCUUGGUUUUGGAAUCAAAGAGCAUGGCGCAGAGGAAGGUUGGUAUGAAGGAGGGAGUAUUUUCGUAGCUGUGUUUCUUGUCGUCGUUGGUUCGGCUUCCAGUAAUUACAGACAGGAAACCCAGUUCCAUAAGUUGUCCAAAAUAAGUGACAACAUCAAGAUUGAUGUAGUCAGAGGAGGAAGAAGGCAAGAAAUCUCCAUCUUUGAUAUUGUAGUUGGAGAUGUUGUGCUGCUUAAUAUAGGUGAUCAAAUUCCAGCUGAUGGUCUGUUCUUAUACGGACAUUCUUUGAUGGUAGACGAAUCCAGCAUGACAGGGGAGAGUGAUCAUGUGGACAUAGACACCGUCGACAAUCCUUUCUUGAGCUCGGGAUCAAAGGUGGUGGAUGGCUCUGCAAGAAUGCUGGUGACCUCCGUUGGGAUCAACACGGCUUGGGGAGCUAUGAUGAGCUCCAUAACUCGGGAUUCGAACGAACGAACACCAUUACAAGCUCGCCUCGACAAACUUACAACUUCCAUCGGAAAGGUUGGCCUUACAGUCGCUUCUUUAGUCCUUGUAGUUUUGUUAAUUCGUUAUUUCACGGGGAAUACGGAAGAUGAGAAUGGGUAUAGGGAGUAUAACGGUAGCAAAACAGAUACAGAUGAUAUUUUGAAUGCUGUAGUGAAAAUUGUCGCUGCUGCAGUGACUAUUGUUGUGGUGGCAAUACCUGAAGGUUUGCCACUUGCUGUCACUUUAACACUUGCUUAUUCUAUGAAAAGAAUGAUGGCUGAUCAGGCAAUGGUCAGGAAACUAUCUGCUUGUGAAACUAUGGGGUCUGCAACUAUAAUCUGUACUGAUAAAACUGGAACCUUGACAUUGAAUCAAAUGAAAGUGACUAAGUUUUGGCUUGGCCAAGAACCCAUACCCAUUGAGGAAAAUUCACCUACAAAUACAAUUUCACCUGUUGUUCGUGAAUUGUUCUAUCAAGGGGUUGGUUUGAAUACAACUGGUAGCGUCUAUAAUCCCGUAUCUGGUUCUGAACCUGAAUUUUCUGGCAGUCCAACUGAAAAAGCACUUCUCUCUUGGGCUGUUUUGGAUCUGGGGAUGGAAAUGGAUAAGCUAAAUCAAAAUUAUGUUGUUAUGCAUGUUGAAACAUUUAACUCGGAGAAGAAAAGAAGUGGGGUCUUAUUAAGGAAAAAAAUGGACAACACCAUUUAUGUUCACUGGAAAGGAGCUGCUGAGAUGGUUGUAGCAAUGUGCUCUAGGUAUCGUGAGAGUAGUGGAGCUGAAAAGUCCUUAGACGACGAUGUAAAAAGUAAUCUUGAGAAUAUCAUCCAGGGCAUGGCAGCUAGCAGUCUCCGAUGCAUUGCCUUUGCCUAUGUCCAAAUUUCUGAACAAGAAAUGGAGUACAAUGAAGAUGGAAAGACUCAUAGAAGGCUCAAAGAAGACGGCUUGACCUUGCUAGGAAUAGUUGGUCUUAAGGAUCCUUGUCGUCCGCACGUCAAGAAAGCCGUAGAAGUUUGCAAAUUUGCUGGGGUGGAAAUCAAAAUGAUCACCGGAGAUAACGUUUUCACUGCAAAAGCCAUAGCAACAGAAUGUGGAAUACUAGGGACUAAUACGCAAGUAAACGAUGGAGAAGUAGUAGAAGGUGUUGAAUUCAGAAACUGCACGCACGAAGAGAGAAUGCAGAAGGUGGAUAACAUCCGUGUAAUGGCAAGAUCCUCUCCAUUCGACAAGCUUUUGAUGGUACAGUGCUUGAAACAGAAGGGACAUGUGGUUGCAGUCACCGGAGAUGGAACCAACGAUGCGCCUGCUCUGAAAGAAGCUGAUAUAGGACUUUCCAUGGGGAUCCAAGGCACUGAAGUGGCCAAGGAAAGCUCAGAUAUCGUAAUCUUGGACGAUAACUUCAGUUCUGUGGCCACGGUUUUGAGGUGGGGAAGAUGUGUCUACAAUAACAUACAGAAAUUCAUUCAAUUUCAACUCACUGUGAAUGUUGCAGCUCUUGUCAUCAACUUCGUUGCUGCAGUUUCAGCCGGUGAGGUUCCCUUAACAGCAGUUCAGUUGCUAUGGGUGAAUCUCAUUAUGGACACUCUGGGUGCUCUGGCCUUGGCCACAGAGCGUCCGAGUGACGAGCUCAUGAAGCGGCCUCCAGUGGGAAGAACCGAGCCCUUAAUAACAAAUAUCAUGUGGAGGAAUCUUUUAUUUCAAUCUCUAUAUCAAAUAGCCAUCCUCUUGACAUUGCAGUUCGGAGGUGAAUCCAUCUUCAAUGUCUCCAAGGCAGUUAAUGACACCCUGAUUUUCAAUACUUUUGUGUUCUGCCAAGUUUUCAACGAGUUCAAUUCAAGGAGUAUGGAGAAGAUGAAUGUGUUCAAAGGGAUCCAUAGGAACAGACUGUUUAUAGGAAUCGUGGCGAUAACCAUUGUUCUGCAAGUUGUGAUGGUGGAGUUCCUCAAGAAGUUUGCUGAUACAACGAAUCUGAACUGGUGGCAGUGGCUAUUCUGCAUUGCUAUGGGGUCUGUGUCUUGGCCUAUUGCUUGGGUUGUGAAGUCCAUUCCUGUAAUUGAAGAACCAUUCAUCAGCUUAAUCAAGAGAAAAUUCAGGUCUGUAUUCCUAUAAAACUCUUCCAAUUCAUACUUAGAAAUUGGAUAUGGGAAACAGUGGGGUCUUCGAAAAGGUUAUGCCCCAAUAAACUUUUGGGCAAAAUUAGGUCCUUUAGGGUGUGUUUGGUAAGGGGAUUGGCCAGUAUUGAAAGGGACUGUAUCCCAGUCUGAUGUUCGGUUUUACAAUUUGAAAUCGGGACAACUUAUAUUAAACAGUGUUUUAAUCCCAAUCAAUUGGGACUAUCUGGCCCGUCUCAUCCCCUGCGUCAUGGGCUGAGAUGGACACCGCCAAUUGCUGCCAUAUCAGUUUGGAUAUCCAUGGAACCAACAAAGUGCUACACGAGAACAGCUUGAGCAGUAAAAGAACCUUAUCAUUAUGCUGCAUACAUACUAACUCAAUGUGUUGUGUGUGAGAGAGAAAAGUAUUCUUUUGGGGGUGGUGAAUAGGUUUUUGGCUAACUCUUGGUUUGGACUCUGUUUUGAAAUUGGACAGGGCUUCCUCUAUUAAAUCUGUAGUCGUAUCAAAUAGGAAUAGGAAAAUUUGUUUUCUUUUGCAGAUUAUCAUGCGUUUUGUUUAGAGACUAAUAUUAUUUCCCUGUAUGUAUCUAUUAUUGUAUAUUCAUUUCACGUGGUGAAGUUGGCUUCAAAUUCUUUUU